AUGUGUAUUAGAAAGUGUUUAUUAUUUCUAUUGUUCGCAUCAAUAAUAAAAGGCAAUGUUAUAGAACGGUUGGUAACAACAGCUUCAGUGCUCAAUGUCAAUCAGAUAAAUUCUUCUUUUGAACAAACUUUUAUUGAAAACGCUACGGAAACCAUCGUACCGCCAAGCAAUUCAUCGUCAAUAAUACCUGAAAAUGAAACUACAAAUGAUGCAGCGGCGCCAAUAUAUGAUAAUGCUUAUGCCGACAAGCUACAUCAAGCAUCAGAUAUAAAAACAGAAGAAUUUCAUUCGGGACCGCAGUAUGAAGCUAACUGGACAUUUACUGAUAAAGAAACUGUUCAUGCAGUAUUUUCUCUAUUUUCAUUAUCCGAGUCAAUAAAUGAAAAACGAAAGUCUUAUCUUAAUGAUAAUAGAGUAAAACUAUAUCCAACUAUGCUUUCUGUUCCAUCACGUACAAUUCAAUCAAUUUUUUUGUUAAAAUAUUUUCGUUUUACUAUACGACAAUACAAAACAGAUAUGAAAAAAGUCCUUCCAAUCGAACCAUUAAUGAUAAAACCACCACCACCAAGUAUUGGUGAAUUCUAUUCGAAUAAAUUAAUAUUACGUCGAUUAAAUCCAAAGGAAACAUAUUCUAUAUGUAUAUAUUAUUAUCAAUCAAAUGUAUCAAUACAAAUGCCAGAUCUAUUUAUAUGUCAAGAUUUAUUGCAUGAUCAUUCAAAAGCUCCAGAACGUGGUGUUAUAUUUAUUUUAACACAGUAUUCAAUAAUUAUUGGAUUUCUUGUUAUUUUGCAAACUUUAUUUUCUAUAAAAAAACGUCGUCUAGCACAUAUUCUUCAUCAGCAUUUAGUAAAUAAAGCACAAAAACUCCGUUCGACACUAUCAUCAGUCAGUCUUGUACGGCAAUCUUUGAAUUUGAGCGAUACAAUAGCUGACCAAAAACAUAUUAGAACGAAUGGCCAUGUAUAUCCGGAAAAGAAUAUACUUAAAAAACGCAUUAUAUCAUCUCCAGCUAUUGUUCUCAACGAACCAUCAAUACCAUUAAACAAGAGUAUUAAUAAUCCGGAUGAAAAUGAACCAUUUCUCAAAUUGGCAACUGGAAAAAAUCAUGUACAUUUUUUACUUGGUUUAGACGAAGAAUCUGAAAACGAUGAUGAUAAUGAAACUACACCAGAUGAUAUAACACUCAAUCCACCGCUAGCUUCAAGACUUAGUGAACCUUAUGGUGAUAACUGCGAUGCAAUACUAUCUAUGGCUCAUAUACUCGAGUCGAAUAAACCAUGGUCUAGACAAUCAUAA
Messenger RNA from Rotaria socialis, 1296 nucleotides. Lineage: Eukaryota; Metazoa; Rotifera; Eurotatoria; Philodinida; Philodinidae. The record is from the annotation of a GenBank genome assembly.